This is a messenger RNA of Lachancea fermentati, 816 nucleotides long. NCBI's taxonomy places the organism in Eukaryota, Fungi, Ascomycota, Saccharomycetes, Saccharomycetales, Saccharomycetaceae. The record is from the annotation of a GenBank genome assembly.
AUGGACCUUGCCACUGUUAUCGGCGGCUACGAGCCCCACGUCACGGACCCCCACCCCACCAAGCACUACUCUGCCAUCCCGAAAGCCCCCACACGCCCGGGCACCGUCUACCUCGCAACCUACAGCAUCUCGAAAGACACGCUUGUGGAACGCACCCCUUCCCACGUCAUUCCGUCCCUGCCCUCACCCUCGCGCCCAACCACUCCCAGCUUGUCGUUCUCUCUCAGGCGAGUUUUCAGCCGGAACGGGUCCCGGAGGACGCCGCGUCCGGAAUCCAGGCAUCACCGGUUCCGGCGCUGGCUUAAUGCCCGCGAUCCGCCCCAUAGCAAUUUUUCUCGCGGCAACUUUUCCCAUGGCAACUUUCCCCAGGGCAACCUUUCCCAGGAUAACGUCUCCGCAUCUGCGUGGAGCAGCGUCUCCGGAUCCGUGCAGCCCCCGCGUGCCGGUCUGGGCGUCGCGGCGUCGGCGGCUACCGCCGACGCCGCGGAGUUUGCGAGCGCAGACGCAGAGUCCGACUUUGAGUCCGACACAGACGAGGAGCUGGACCGCAACUCCGGAGCAAGCGGCCCAGACGCAUACGUAACUCCGCAAUCGCGAAAGCUGGAGUGUCUGCGGAGGUUCCGUCGGCGACUGCAGCGCGACCAUGUGCUGGCGCCAGCGAAGCUGGCGCAGCCGGCGCGUCGCGCGCUGACGCUCACAGACCGGUACCUGGGGUCCGAGGAGAGCAUCGAGCGGUGUCUGCGGGACAUGGACGCAAUGCCGUUUGCGCUGGCCGGGAACGACGGCAGCGACGGCGACGGGGGCGCGAGCACGUGA